GAAGGGAAGAAGGAAGAAGAGGGAAGAGAAGGAGAGGGAGGAGGAGGAGGAGGAGGGAGGUGGCGGCGCCGUGGCGGAGGAGCAGGAGCAGGAGCAGGAGCAGGAGGGGGAUGGAGAGGAGUAGGCUCCUGGGUGGCAUGGCGCUCCUGCUCCUCCAGGCGCUGCCCAGCCCCCUGUCAGCCAGGGCUGAACCCCCGCAGGAUAAGGAAGCCUGUGUGGGCACCAACAAUCAGAGCUACAUCUGUGACACAGGACACUGCUGUGGACAGUCCCAGUGCUGCAACUACUACUAUGAACUCUGGUGGUUCUGGCUGGUGUGGACCAUCUUCAUCCUCCUGAGCUGCUGCUGUGUCUGCCACCACCGCCGAGCCAAGCACCGCCUGCAGGCCCAGCAGCGGCAACAGGAAAUCAACCUGAUCGCCUACCGGGAAGCCCACAACUACUCAGCGCUGCCAUUUUAUUUCAGGUUUUUGCCAAACUAUUUACUACCUCCUUAUGAGGAAGUGGUGAACCGACCUCCAACUCCUCCCCCGCCAUACAGUGCCUUCCAGCUGCAGCAGCAGCAGCAGCUGCCUCCACAGUGCGGCCCUGCAGGUGGCAGCCCUGCGGGCCCUGACCCCACCAGGGGCUCCCCGGGGGCACAGAGCAGCCCCUUGUCUGGGCCCAGCAGAAGCAGCACAAGACCCCCAAGCAUCGCUGACCCUGAGCCCUCCGACAUGCCAGCUGACCAAGCAGCUCCCAAAGCCUCUCGAGUGGAGCCCAGCGGCUCUGUGGCCGGUCUCGGGGAGCUGGACCCAGCGGCCUUCCUGGACAAGGACUCAGAAUGUAAGGAGGAGCUGCUGAAAGAUGACAGCUCUGAGCAUGGUAGUGCACUCCCCGACAGCAAAGACAAGACACCAGGCAGACACCGCCGCUUCACGGGCGACUCGGGCAUUGAGGUGUGUGUGUGUAACCGGGGCCACCAUGACGAUGACCUCAAAGAGUUCAGCACACUCAUCGAUGAUGCUCUGGAUGGGCCUCUGGACUUCUGUGACAGCUGUCACGUACGGCCACCUGGUGACGAGGAGGAAGCGCUCUGCCAACCCUCCGAGGAGCAGGCGCGUGAGCCUGGGCACCCGCACCUGCCACGGCUGCCCGCCUGCCUGCUGCUGAACACCAUCAAUGAGCAGGACUCUCCCAACUCGCAGAGCAGCAGCUCCCCCAGCUAGAGCAGGCCCUGCCUCCACCCAGGAACUUGGCAGAGCACCCAUGGUAGGGGAGAACCACGAGAGAAGCAUUAAUGACUUUCCGAGAGAGUAGCACGGCCACUUCGCUGUUCUUUCUUCUCUCCUGCGUUUUCCUACAUUUCCAGGUACAGUUUGAGGUGUGGGUGCCUCUCCCCACAAGCACAGUGCUGCGGAGGACGGAGAAGCUGGUUCUGUGACUCAUUCCUCUCACCCCACUCCGUCGUCCUCUGCUCCGUUUUCAAGUCACGUCUCACCUACCUGUCUGGGUCAGAGAGAUGUGCGUUUUCAAAGCUGGGACUGUGCCCUAAGAGGAUUCUUUCUGUGCUCUGGUUUUUCUUUAAGAGAACUUUGCUGUGUCUCAGUCCAGGAAAGGGAGCCCAUCUCAGCACUGGGUAAAGAGGGAAGCUCACAGGUGCCCCAGGAUUGCCACCCGUGGCUGCCAGCAUCUGCAGAGCUGGGAUUGGAUUAGUCCUGGGGGGGGCAGGUUGGGAGGGGCUUGUUCUCAAAUCCCAGGUGACAUGAUGGGUGCAUUGCUGGGCAUCCUCCACGCUUCCUCCCCCCGGCCUUUGGCUGGCUGCAGACUGGUAUGCAAGAUAACCCUGCCUGCUCUUCCUUUUUUUUAAAGAAACAGAAUCCAGCUGAAAACAAGAAGCCUACCAGUGGGCAGGCAAGAAUUAUCUCCUAGGAGGAGGAAGUUUGUGGCUCUUUCCAAAGUGGCCUUCUGGGAACCCGGCCGCAGUAGAGCCAGGAGCUACUUUUUGUGCAGGCUUAGACUGGGGCUGUCUCUGGAAGCUCUGUGAGCACAAGGCCCUGGCCAUGGUGGGCGUGCAGCUUCCGCAUCUCUGUCCUUUGGCUGUGCCCACAGGACCAGUGCCCUCCUCCAUCCCAGCACGGGGUCGGCUUCCAUGUCUCCCUGUUCUUUGCGAGCUGACGGGCUGAGGAAGCUGUGGGUGCUGAGAAAGGGCAGCCCCGCCUCACGUGGUAUUUUCUCUUUGAUUCUGAAUGGGGUUUUUUUGUUUUGUUUUGUUUGUUUUUUGUUUUGUUUUAAACUGACCACUUAGGAGAAAUACCUUGGUUACCUGUGGUUUUCACACCCUGUCCCUGCCCCCAACUUUGUGUGGGGUGACUCCUUUCCCUGUAGCCGACAUAAAGAGUCUGAGUGGCCGGAGGGGCAGGGGUUGGGGAGGGCAGCGUCCGGAAGGACCACAGCAUCCUCUUGCUGCUGCUUGGCUCCAGGUGCCCGGUUGAACUUUGACAGUAAGCUGAGCAGAGACAGCAGACGGCCGAAACCGACGUUCCCUGCCCAGCCGCGUUCAUGUGAAGAGUCUGGUUCUUCCCCCACUCUCAAACGAUGAUACUUAGUCUAAGCAUUGAUGUUAUGGCAAGAGAGGAAAUAUAUAUAUAUAUAUAUAUA
This is a messenger RNA of Lepus europaeus (European hare), 2640 nucleotides long. RefSeq names its product WW domain binding protein 1 like (gene WBP1L). The transcript is spliced from 4 exons. Bases 111 to 1208 code for a protein of 365 amino acids. The record is from RefSeq and is a predicted model, not a curated record. Lineage: Eukaryota; Metazoa; Chordata; Mammalia; Lagomorpha; Leporidae.